AUUUUGAAUCAGUAGCCCUUACCUAACACCAUGCAGUUUACAAAGACCGGAGGAGUUCACAGUGGACCGAAGAGAAAGAACACAGAGAGAUGGAGAAGGAAAGAGAUGGAAAUGGAGAAGGAGUUCCGUUGUUGGUAGAAAACAAGCAGAUACUAUUCAAGGGUUACAUAAAUGGGAUUCCGAAAGAGACGGACAUGGAACUGAAGGCAGGUGGGAAAAUAGAGCUUCGGGUCGCCAAUGGUUCCAGCAGGAUUCUAGUGAAGAACCUUUACCUCUCCUGCGAUCCUUUCAUGCGCGGCCGCAUGAUUUUCUCUCGCGCCUCCUACAUCCCUCCAUUUGUCCCCGGCUCGGUUAUUGAAGGAUUUGGAGUUUCCCGAGUUAUAGAUUCUGAUGACCCUGAUUUCAGACCUGGUGAUUUGGUUGUUGGUCUUACUGGCUGGGAAGAAUACAGCUUCAUCAGAAAAGACCAACAGUUGAGAAAGAUUCAACAUCAUGACAUUCCCCUCUCUUAUCAUGUUGGUCUUCUUGGAAUGCCAGGUUUCACUGCUUAUGCAGGAUUUUAUGAGGUUUGUUCCCCCCAAAAGGGGGAUUAUGUUUUUGUCUCUGCUGCCUCUGGAGCAGUGGGUCAGCUUGUUGGUCAACUUGCCAAACUUCAUGGAUGCUAUGUUGUUGGAAGUGCUGGUUCAUCUAAGAAGGUUGACAUUUUGAAGAACACACUUGGGUUUGAUGAUGCUUUCAAUUAUAAAGAAGAGACAGAUCUCAAUGCGGCACUGAAAAGGUGCUUUCCUAGUGGCAUUGAUAUAUACUUUGACAAUGUGGGAGGAGCCAUGCUAGAUGCUGCACUUUUGGAGAUGAGGGUUAAUGGAAGGAUUGCCAUUUGUGGAAUGGUAUCUCAACAAGACCUGUCUAACCCUGACGGAAUACGAAACAUGUUUUGCUUAAUUUCUAAACGCAUUAAGAUGCAAGGGUUCCUACAGAGCGAUUAUUUACAUCUGUUUCCGCAGUUUGUGAAAGAUAUGGUCAGUUACUAUCAACAGAAAAAGAUUGUUUACAUUGAAGACAUGAAUGAAGGUCUGGAAUCUGCUCCUGCUGCUCUUGUUGGUUUAUUCACCGGGAAGAACAUAGGUAAACAAGUUAUUCUAGUAUCCCACGAGUAAUUGAGAAGGUUUUAAUUUAAUUCAAAUAAGACUUGAUCAUUGGUUAAUUGUAGAUUUAAUUAAUAUCUUUUAACCUUUUAGUUAAUGGGUUGAGUAGUUAUCCUAGUUUGAUUUAGUC
This is a messenger RNA of Impatiens glandulifera, 1275 nucleotides long. RefSeq names its product 2-alkenal reductase (NADP(+)-dependent). Lineage: Eukaryota; Viridiplantae; Streptophyta; Magnoliopsida; Ericales; Balsaminaceae. Gene Ontology annotation, molecular function: oxidoreductase activity, acting on the CH-CH group of donors, NAD or NADP as acceptor. Bases 90 to 1157 code for a protein of 355 amino acids. The transcript has 5 exons. The record is from RefSeq and is a predicted model, not a curated record.